AUGGCGAAAACUAGUUUCCUCCUUCCUCUUAUGUUUCUGCUGCUAUUUGCAAACUAUGGGGCUAUUUUUUCUGUGAAUUCAUCAAACGCCACCACCGAUCAAUCGGCCCUUCUAGAACUAAAAUCUCAUAUAAGUCAUGAUCCAUACAAUCUCUUAGCAACCAACUGGUCUACUUCUAUCUCUGUUUGCGAUUGGAUUGGUAUCACCGGUGGAUCCAGACACCACAGAGUCACUGCUUUGAAUUUGUCAAGUAUGGAUUUCAGAGGCACCAUCCCAUCUCAAUUGGGCAGUUUGUCUUUCCUUGCCUCCCUCGACUUUCGUCACAAUAGUUUCCAUGGCUCUUUACCAACUGAAUUAGCAAAUUUGCAUCAGCUGAAAUAUUUGAACUUUGGUCCAAUUCCUCCUGUUUUUCAAACAUUGACUUCUCUCAUAUACCUUUUUCUUUUCCAAAACAAAUUGACAGGGCGAGUCCCAAGUCCACCACCGUCAUUGCAGUUGUAUGAUGUUUCAGAGAACAACUUAGCAGGAGAAUUCCCUGCCUCACUAUGCAAUUUGAGUGCCCUUUCAGUUCUCAAUUUAAACAAUAAUAGUUUGGGUGGAACAAUCCCAAAGUGCAUUGGGAACUUCAGUUCUUCUCUUUUAGAAAUUGAUCUACGGAACAAUAACUUUCAUGUUUCCUUCACUUGUUUACGUGUCAUUGAUCUUUCUCACAAUAACUUCAGUGGCUACUUACCUACCAAAAUUUUUGAAAAUUUGCAUACCAUUAAAGAAGGGUUGAAAAUGGAUUACAUGAUAGAUAGAAUGACGGAUGGAACGAUGUAUUAUGUGGAUGGUUUAUCUUUUGGUACAAAAGGGUUGGAAAUGGAGUUUCAUUCACUAUUAACCAUUUGGAUGGUAAUUGGUUUUUCGAACAAUCAAUUCUUUGGAGAAAUUCCUGAAACAAUUGGUGAGCUUCAUUCACUUAUUGUCCUAAACCUGUCUCAUAACUGUUUAACAGGUCCUAUCCCAUGUUCAUUAGGUGAAUUGUCAGAACUUGAAUCAUUAGAUCUCUCAUCAAACAACCUCCAUGGAAGAAUUCCAACAGAGUUGAAAAAUCUUGGAUUCUUGGCCGUGUUAAACCUUUCUCAAAAUAAUCUCACUGGACACAUUCCUCAAGGCAAGCAAUUUUGA
Messenger RNA from Hibiscus syriacus, 1170 nucleotides. RefSeq names its product receptor-like protein 19. The transcript is spliced from 4 exons. NCBI's taxonomy places the organism in Eukaryota, Viridiplantae, Streptophyta, Magnoliopsida, Malvales, Malvaceae. The record is from RefSeq and is a predicted model, not a curated record. The coding region runs from base 1 to 1170 and encodes 389 amino acids. Gene Ontology annotation, molecular function: protein binding.